Ictalurus punctatus (channel catfish) is the source of this 4459-nucleotide messenger RNA. It is a transcript of the gene cracr2aa, whose product is annotated as calcium release activated channel regulator 2Aa. The transcript is spliced from 18 exons. NCBI's taxonomy places the organism in Eukaryota, Metazoa, Chordata, Actinopteri, Siluriformes, Ictaluridae. The record is from RefSeq and is a predicted model, not a curated record. The coding region runs from base 345 to 2543 and encodes 732 amino acids. Gene Ontology annotation, molecular function: calcium ion binding; GTPase activity; GTP binding.
GAGCUCCUCCCUCCUCAGCCGGACAGCAGCUGGCAAAAGUCAAACAAAGCUUUUAGAGAGAGAAAAGUGAAACAAGGUCAAAGAAGGUGUAAAUUAAACCAAACACCAAGAACAGCGAGUUGUGGGAGGUCAUCCAUCAUUACUUUGACCUUAGAAAAUUUUCCAGAAAUUUCCCAGGCUUUAACUGGACAGGUGUUACCGGAGCGAAACUUUUUCCCAGGAAGAUAAGUUAACGACGCUUAAACCCAGGAAGUAACACAAGAGCUGACCCAUGUAAGGAAGGAGAUUGGAGAGCUCUCUCUCUCUCACACACACACACCAAUUACACACACAAGGACACUAUAAUGGCAGCUUUCAGUGACACCUGUGACUCUAAGGUGAGUCGGACCGCCAGGCUCCGUGGAAUGUAUAUGAAAAGCAAGUCCAAUGUGUGUGGAAGUCCUCAGGAGCAGAGUGACUGUAGCACUGUGCUGGAGAAGAGUCAGGAAUUCUUUCAGAUCUGUGACACUGAGGACAAGGGCUUCGUUACUCGACGGGACAUGCAGAGGCUUCUUGGAGAAUUUCCUCUGAGUGCUGAGGAACUGGAGAAUGUGUUUGAUACGUUGGACACAGAUGGAAACGGAUACCUUACACCAGAGGAGUUCUCCUCUGGCUUUAGUGAGUUCAUAUUUGGCCCUGCAGCUUCCGCAGCAACUCCACAGCCUGCUCCAAAGCACUUUGCAGAGCCGAUUUCUCCUGAUCUGCUCUACCAGAGUCAGUGGGAGGAUAAACUCAAUGUGAGCGAGGAUGACGAGGAGAAACAUUUCUGCAUUCUGAUGGAGAACCUGGGAGCCAGCAAUGUCUUCGAGGAUCCAGGAGCAGUUCGCAGUCUGUGGGCUCAGCUGCGCAGGGAUGAGCCUCAUCUCCUAUCUAACUUUGAGGAGUUUCUUGCCAGGGUCACGUACCAAAUUAAAGAAGCUACCCAGGAGAAGAGCGAGAUGGAAACUGCUUUGAAAAGGAAAGCAGCAUCCCAUGAUGAUGAAAUCCAGCGUCUCUAUGAGGAAAUGGAGCAACAGAUCAAAAAUGAGAAAGACAGGAUUCUUUUACAGGAUUCUGAAAGGUUCUUAUCUCGCAGUCAAAAUCUCGAGUACCAGCUUUCUAGCAAAGAGAAGGAACUUGAACUGCUUUCAAACAAACAGAAACGGUUAGAGCAACAGUGUCGUGAGCUGCACAGCGAGCAAAGGGAGACUGCAGUAGAGAAUGUGAAACUGAAGCAGUAUAAUGAGGAGUUGGCUCACGAGCUGGAGAACACCACUCAGGAACUGAGCUUAGCACAGGAGCAGCUCAGUCUGCUACAGGAACAAGCUUCUCGCCUACAAGAAGAGCGAGAGCUGGAGAUGUACAGAGUUACAGAAGGUUUGCAAAGAGAGAGAGCAAGUCUACUUAAGCAACUAGAUUUACUAAGGGAAAUGAACAAACAUUUACGAGAUGAGCAGGAUCUGUGCUAUCAAAAACCAAAGAACUCAGCUGUAAAAGCAUCAAGGACACAGAGAUCUGGAUACACAGAAAGGAAACAAUCAUUUAAAAGUGAUGAUGAAGAGGACAUACUGCCACAUACUAAGAGGAAGAGUGCAAUAGGUAUAAAGGGACACAGUUUGGCUCGAGGGCAGGAGGAUCAAGCAGGGGGAUGGUGUUCUCCUACACACCAGCUACAGAGGAUCAUCUCCAUUGAGGAAGACCAUCUCCCCCAGCUCCUGCAGAAAGAGUACCAGGCUGAGCUCAGGAACUGGAGUGAAGAAGAGGAAGACCUGGAACACGGCAUUGACCUCCAGAUGACCAGUAUCUUCCCUUCUGCCAGUACACCAAUCUCACAGUGUCCUCCACCAGAGAGCAGGCAUACACACACCCCCACCUCACCCAGGGGGCAACCGGUGGGCAAGGAGACUGGCCAGUCGGAGGAAGGAGCAAGUUCAGGACCAGACCGUCUGUUUAAGAUCGUUCUUGUGGGAAACUCCAGUGUUGGCAAGACCUCUCUACUGCGCCGUUUCUGUGAUGAUUGUUUCCACCCAGGAACCUCAGCAACUGUCGGUAUUGACUACAGUGUAAAGACGCUUAUAGUGGACAACAGCCGGGUAGCACUGCAGAUGUGGGAUACAGCUGGGCAGGAAAGGUACCGCAGCAUCACUAAGCAGUUUUUCCGCAAGGCAGACGGCGUAGUGGUCAUGUAUGACAUCACAUGUGAGCAGACUUUUACAGCAGUGAGAUCAUGGCUAGCCAGUGUACAGGAAGGAGCAGGAGAUGACAUUCCUGUUAUGUUGCUGGGAAAUAAGACAGAUCUAGAGGGCCAGAGAGAGAUCCAGUUCAGAGUGGGGGAGAAAUUAGCUAAGGAGUCUCAGCUGAUUUUCUUUGAGUGCAGCGCUUUUUCUGGCCACAAUGUGACCGAGUCCAUGGUGCACUUGGCAAGCCUCUUUUCUUGUAGGAUUCUGAAGGAACAAGAGGACAGAGAGAAAGAGAAAACUGUCUCCCUGGUUGAUGCCUCUUCAAAGAAGAAGUCUUGCUGCUAGCAGAGAGAUCCUCUCACACACACACACACGCACGCACGCACACACACGCACACACAGUGCUUAAAGGCAGCUUGUUCACCUCCAUCUUUCUGGUUUCAAGGGUACAGUUUUACACACUUCUCACCCUCUACACCUGUGUUUUAACGUAAUAUAACACUUUUAGACAUGUUUUGUAAUUGUUUUUAACUUUGACAACAGAGUAAAUGAGCAGUGUUGUUAUGGGUGAAGAUUUGCACUAUAGGUUUUUGGUAGAUCAACUGUACAUAUAAAAUAUAGGCUCAUCAUACCAAAAGCAAGCUUUAUCAUAGUAUUUACACCAACAUAUAUUAACUAUUGAGAAAAGUAGAUGAAGGAAAUCUCAUAUUUAAACUUUUGUUGUUUACAGUACAUACGUUUACAUUUCUAAACUUAAAGCUCCAAAUGUGUUUAUUUGAAAUUACUUGCCUUCUGUGUGUUUUAUGAGGGGGAAACAAAAUGUCAAGCUCAUCUAGAAGAGGAUUAUUAUAGUUUAUUUUACUGUCUGAACAAACACAUUUAUUUUAGGAGUUUCUGAAGAGUUGUGAAGAACAAUUGAUAGGAAAUCUGCCCAUUGUGUGAAUUCGAAAUACUCAUACUGGAAAGCAGGGUUUGUGCCUGUAUGUUCAUUUGUGUUAGUUGAAAUGUUUCUUUGAUACAUGGCCUGAAUCCACUAACUUUGCACAAGCAGUUUAGUGCAAUCAGUGUUGACGACACUGCCAAAUCUCAAUGGAUUUUUUUUUUAUUAGUAGUAUUUUUUACAGAUUUAGUGUAAACAAUGUUGGCUCUACAGCCAAAUGAAAGCUUCGAGCUGUCCAUGUUCUCCCUGUAGUGCAGCUAUUAUCCAUUUUUCACUUCUUUUUUUUUUUUUUUGCCUCUGUAUCAAGGAUAAAUAUUGAAGACCCUAGCACUUUGAAAAGAUCAAGAAGGGCUUGUUUUUUAUAGCAUUAAAUAAGUCUGAGGCCAUGAAACAAUUUGUGAUUGGGAUCUCAAAUUGUUCUGUCUGUAAUGUGUGCUUGGUUUGACCAUCUUCUGUCCUGUGUGACAAAUAUACAUCAUGCUAACAGAUCAUGCCACACACGUGUGCGUGUGUGUGCGUGCGUGCGUGUGUGUGUGCGUGUGUGUGCGUGCAUGUGCGUGUGAGCUUUGCAUAUUCAAACACAGCACAGUUCCCACUUCAAGACCUGCACUUCCCCUAUAAUGUACUGUAUAUUUGAGUCUUUUCCCUGCUCUAAAUACAUGAAGGACUUGAUUAUUGUUUACUUGACAAGCUGUUGAGUGUGGGCAAAAUGCUAAAACAUUUGGAGAUAGACACUUCCCAUGAAGGGUAACACUUUUGUAAUAGAACUUUAUUGUAUAAUUGUUUUGAAGUAAUUUACAUGAAUGUUUUCAUUAAUGGUUAAAUGUUGAAACAUUGGGUUCUGCACUUCCUGUAAUUAAAGGUGAACAAAAAUAGUAUUAAUCAUGGUCAAAUUAAACGUGUCUCCAAACAUGCAUCAGCUAGAAUUUUGCUGGAAAAAAAUAGUUGGAAAAACAAACAAAACAUCUGAUAACUGUGAAUAUUGAUAGAUUUCAUUGACAUGAAUGUGUUGCCUUUUUUCAUUUAUCUUGCAGCAUUAUUAAUGUGCAUUACUCAUUAAAAUCAUAAAGAAAAUUCCCUUCAAAGUCAGCUGUCCUCUAUAGAACAUACGCAACUUUAUUGUUAGGCCAGACACUGUGCUUUUCCUGCCCUCUAGUGGUCAUUACGUGAUUUACACAGUUUCUACAAGAUUAUUAUUAGUAGCAGAUGAUUGGAUGAUUGUGGAUGAUUCAAGAUGAUUGGAUUCCUUGAAUGAAAUAUUCCUAAACUCCUGUGUUUCCUAAUAUAUGCUUUCUUACUUCUGUAACUCUUUUUAAACAUU